GACAGGGUGCAAGUGCCACUGCCGGUAAGGGACCCCUUGGGUGUUAUCAUCCUCCAGGUAUCUUCUCUAUACCACUUGGUCACAAUGCACAUGGUUACAGUGGGCAUGCUGGUGCUGGUAACUAUUCUUUUCCAGACUUGAUUGAGGGAGAGUCUACCAUGGAUGGCCAAGGACAGGGUGCAAGUGCCACUGCCAGUGAGGGGCCCCUUGGAUGUCAUCAUCCUCCAGGUGUUUUCUCUUCAAAGCCUUCUAGUCAGAAAGCGUCUGGCCAAAGUGACCAUGUUAUGCCUGCCAACUUUUCUCACUCUGAACUGCUGCAACUUGCCUCAGCACUUGGUCUGAACUUUGAGUCCUCUGCAUUACAACAGCCUGAUAAUCAAGUGGAGCUUUUGAAAAAACUUCUAGCUUUGCAGACAGGUGUUAGUGAUGCUCAAGGGUCAAGCACUUACAAUGCCUCUGCGGCUGACUCACCUUUGAGGUCAAAUUGCUAUAGCAAAGCUGGUUAUUCUGUGGUGAUUACUGAUGGGCAUCUUUGUGAAAGCACCAGUGAAAAGGGUGUGGUUGUGAUGGAGAGUGGAACUCAGUUUUGUAUUCUAAUAGCAAACAACAAUAACUAUGCUGCUGAGGUGGAUAUAACAUUUGGUGGAAUGUGGCUUGGGGUUUGGGUCGUGGAAGCUAAGCAGUCAUUAUCUACACCUUUGGUUAUAGAGGGCUCUUCUUGGGCUCCGGGUAGGCUGAAAUUUUUCAGUGCCUUAGAUGUGAGAAAACCAAAGCCUUCUGUGGACAUCUACGGUGACCAACCUGACUUGAAUGGUAGAAUUGAACUGGAAUUCAAGCCUGAGGUCAAAAUAUUGAAAGUGCAUGCAAAGUACGUAAGGGGAGACAAGCUGUCUGAAAUAUCAAUAAUUGAAACAAAGACCACAACUGUUGGCGACUUGAAACAAGAGAUACGNACUUGCCUCAGCACUUGGUCAAAACUUUGA
Orbicella faveolata is the source of this 983-nucleotide messenger RNA. RefSeq lists its product as uncharacterized. Gene Ontology annotation, biological process: regulation of apoptotic process. NCBI's taxonomy places the organism in Eukaryota, Metazoa, Cnidaria, Anthozoa, Scleractinia, Merulinidae. Gene Ontology annotation, molecular function: protein binding. The record is from RefSeq and is a predicted model, not a curated record.